Molecule: messenger RNA, 1452 nt
Organism: Cyprinus carpio (common carp)
Lineage: Eukaryota; Metazoa; Chordata; Actinopteri; Cypriniformes; Cyprinidae
Product: natural killer cell receptor 2B4-like
Source: RefSeq, a predicted model, not a curated record
GAAUGUGCUCUGCUGAAGCCACGCAGCUCAACAGUAUCUCACCAGUCUUACAAAAAUGUCCAUGUGGAGUUUCAGCUUGCUUUUGAUCUCUUUACAGUGUGUGUUUGGUACUAGUUCCGAUGCCGAUGAUACGAUAUCAGUGAUGGAGGACGAUUCUGUCACCCUACAUGCUGAUGUUUAUGCAAUAAAGAGAGAGGAUCAGAUACUGUGGAGAUUCGGACCUGAAAACUCUCGUAUUGCUGAAAUCUACAAGCAGAACAUGCCAACAUAUGACAUUAAUGAGAGAUUCAUUGACAGACUGGAGAUGAAUAUUCAAACUGGGUCUCUUACCAUCAAAAACAUCGGAAUACAACACUCUGGACUUUACAAAAUAACCAUCAUCAGUAAUGGAGGGACUUCAGACAAGAGGUUCAGAGUUAUUGUCUGUGCUCGUUUGCCUGUUCCCAACAUCACAAGAGACUCUUCACAAUGUUCAUCAUCAGGAUCAUCAGUGUCCAGAUGUUCACUGCUGUGUUCAGCUGUGAAUGUGAGUGCUGUGACUCUCUCCUGGUACAAAGGAAACAGUUUAUUGUCCAGCAUCAGUGUGUCUGAUCUCAGCAUCAGUCUCUCUCUACCUCUGGAGGUGGAAUAUCAGGAGAAAAACACCUACAGCUGUGUGCUCAACAAUCCCAUCAGAAACCAGACCACACAUCUGGACAUCACUCAACUGUGUCAGCCAUGCGCAGACCCUACUCAUUGUUGUGGUUCUGCUGAAGCUGUGAUCCGAUUAGUCGUCUCUGUUGUGGUGGGCGUGGCUACUGUUGCUGUAUUAGUUGAUCACUUCAGAUCUGUUAGUGUUGGACCUAGAGAACAUACAUCACCAUCGGUCCCUUAAAUGACUGUUUUUUGUUGUUGUUUUUAUAUUCCUCUUCUUCAGAAUGAGUAUAAACAUCGGUGGACAUGUACUACUCAGCCUAAGCUUUAUUUGUUACUCAUUCACUGACUGUCUGAUGCAUAUGCACACAAAAAUGACAAAUACUGAAUAAUGAGUUCCAUUCAGAUUAGAUUUCUGCCCUUUUUUUUUAAAAAGGAAAAAGCUGUUUACAGGGUACAAUUAAAAUUUAAAAAGGGGGCAAAUGGAAAUCCACAAGCAGAACCGUAUUACUAUUUAUUGUUAUGUGUUCUGAGAUAUGUCUGUGAAACAGAAACCAUUUACAAAGGCUAUUCACUUUUUACACUAUCUUCUGUACUGCACGGAGACUGCCUCACUAGUAUAUUAACCAUACCAUGUCUGUGAAUUUAUUUAUGUAUAUUUAUGUAUUAAUAUAUAUUUAACCCAUGUGCAUCAAGUAAAAAAGUUACACAUAGGUCAGUGGACAAAAAUCUCCAUGUAAAAAAUUGUCAUAAAAAUGUGAAGCUUGGGAGCACAGAGUUAAGUUUGGUCUCAUUUUAAAGAAGACCCAUGGCAGAUUA